Boleophthalmus pectinirostris (great blue-spotted mudskipper) is the source of this 6780-nucleotide messenger RNA. It is a transcript of the gene stag2b, whose product is annotated as stromal antigen 2b. Gene Ontology annotation, molecular function: chromatin binding. The record is from RefSeq and is a predicted model, not a curated record. Gene Ontology annotation, cellular component: cohesin complex; nucleus; chromatin. NCBI's taxonomy places the organism in Eukaryota, Metazoa, Chordata, Actinopteri, Gobiiformes, Gobiidae. The transcript is spliced from 34 exons. The coding region runs from base 281 to 4090 and encodes 1269 amino acids. Gene Ontology annotation, biological process: sister chromatid cohesion.
UUUCCUCCUCUGAGGUCGUCGAAACAACAAACCGAACUACGGAGCAGCGGGGCGACAGACCGUCCGAAACCGCCUCUGACCGCGACUUUUAAACUCUUUUUGGUGAUUUUAGCGGGAUUUUAAGCAAGAUCGGAAAAGACAAUUAUAAGUUAGGACUCUACCACUGCUGUAUUUUUCAACAAGUUUCCCAUCUCAAGUCGCAUGCAACGUGUCCAGUUGUGUAUAUACUGAAAAUCGCAAAUCAAUCAUAAGUUGAAGUUAUCCAGAAGAUGUUACAGAAAUGAUAGCAGCACCAGAAAUACCGCCAGAGUUCGCCUAUCCUCAGGACACAGACACACGAUUCUCCUCAGACACAGACUUCUCAGAGGAUAUCGAUGGAAGAAGUACAAGUUCGAAAGGAAAGGGGGGUAAGAAGGGCAAGAAAGCAGCAGGGGAGAAAGGCAAAGGAGGAAAGGGGGCGGGCCGACUAAACGGCCACCACCAGGAGAAUGGCAUGGAAAACGUGAUGCUGUUCGAAGUGGUGCGGCUGGGCAGGAGUGCAAUGCAGUGUGUUGUAGAUGACUGGAUAGAGUCUUAUAAGCAUGACCGAGAUGUUGCGCUAUUAGACCUCAUAAAUUUCUUCAUCCAGUGCUCAGGAUGCAAAGGUGUUGUCACCGGUGAAAUGUUUCGUAACAUGCAGAACUCAGAGAUCAUUCGACGAAUGACAGAAGAGUUUGACGAGGACAGCGGUGACUACCCUCUAACUAUAGCAGGGCCUCAGUGGAAAAAGUUUAAAUCCAGUUUUUGUGAAUUUAUUUCGGUGCUGGUUCGUCAGUGUCAAUAUAGUAUCAUCUAUGAUGAGUACAUGAUGGACACGGUCAUCUCUCUCCUCACCGGACUAUCAGACUCCCAAGUCAGAGCCUUCAGACACACCUCAACACUGGCAGCGAUGAAGCUGAUGACGGCCCUGGUGAAUGUAGCUCUCAAUCUGAGCAUCAACAUGGACAACACCCAGCGGCAGUACGAGGCCGAGAGGAAUAAGAUGGUGGCCAAACGAGCCAACGAUAGACUGGAGCUGCUCCUACAGAAACGCAAAGAGCUCCAAGAAAAUCAGGAUGAGAUUGAAAACAUGAUGAAUGCAAUUUUCAAAGGAGUGUUUGUCCACAGAUAUCGUGAUGCGAUAGCAGAAAUCAGGGCAAUCUGUAUAGAAGAGAUUGGGGUGUGGAUGAAACUUUAUAGCGAUGCCUUCCUCAAUGACAGCUAUUUGAAGUAUGUGGGGUGGACAAUGCAUGAUAAGCAAGGAGAGGUACGCCUGAAGUGUCUGACAGCUCUGCAGGGACUCUACUACAACAGAGAACUCAAUGCAAGGCUGGAGCUGUUCACCAGUCGCUUUAAGGACCGAAUCGUGUCCAUGACUCUAGACAAAGAGUAUGAUGUUGCAGUGCAGGCAAUUAAACUGCUCACUCUUGUUUUGAAUAGCACAGAGGAAGUGCUGACCCCAGAGGACUGUGAGAGCGUCUAUCACUUGGUCUACUCAGCUCACAGGCCCGUGGCUGUCGCAGCGGGAGAAUUUCUCUAUAAGAAAUUGUUCAGUCAGCGAGAGCCAGAGGAAGAAGGCGCCCCCAAAAGGAGAGGACGACAAAGCCCAAAUGCCAAUCUUAUUAAAACGACAGUCUUUUUCUUCCUGGAGAGUGAGCUCCAUGAACAUGCGGCCUACCUGGUGGACUCUUUGUGGGAAUGCGGUCCUGAGCUGCUGAAGGACUGGGAGUGUAUGAUCAGCUUAUUGUUAGACGAUCCAUUACCGGGAGAAGAGCCUCUCAACGACCGACAAGAAACUGCAUUGAUUGAAAUAAUGCUGUGCACCGUACGGCAAGCUGCUGAAUGCCACCCACCGGUCGGUCGAGGUUCAGGAAAGAGGGUAAUGACUGCAAAGGAGAAAAAGACACAGCUAGAUGACAAAACUAGAAUGACAGAGUUGUUUGCUGUAGCAUUACCCCCUCUAUUGGCCAAGUAUGCUGUAGACGCUGAGAAAGUCACAAACUUGUUGCAGUUGCCUCAGUUUUUCGACUUGGAAAUCUACACAACGGGGCGUCUGGAGAAGCACCUGGAGUCCCUUCUGCGUCAGAUCAAGGAGAUAGUGGAAAAGCACACGGACACUGAAGUCUUGGAGACCUGCUCGAAGACGUACCAUGCCCUCUGCAAUGAGGAGUUCACAAUCUUUAACCGAGUGGAUAUCGCCCGCUCACAGCUGCUGGACGAACUGGUGGACAAGUUUAACAGGCUACUGGAAGAUUUCCUACAAGAGGGAGAAGACGCAGACGAGGACGAUGCGUAUCAGGUUUUGUCGACUCUAAAGAGAAUCACAGCAUUUCACAACGCACAUGACUUAUCUGGCUGGGACCUUUUCACCAGUAAUUUCAAGCUCCUAAAUACAGGCAUAGAAAAUGGAGACAUGCCAGAGCAGAUAGUCAUCCAUUCACUUCAAUGCACCCACUAUGUCAUUUUGUGGAACCUGGCGAAAUCUUCUGAGGGUAGUGCAAGAAAGGACGAUCUGGUGACCUUGAGGAAGCAGAUGAGAGCGUUCUGUAUGAUGUGCCAGCGCUACCUCACCAACGUCAACACGGCCGUCAAAGAACAGGCCUUCACCAUCCUGUGCGACCUGCUGCUGAUCUUCAGUCAUCAGAUGGUGUCAGGGGGCCGGGAGCACCUGGAGCCUCUGGUGUACUCCCCUGAGGACUCGCUUCAGUCUGAGCUCCUCUCCUUCAUCCUCAAUCAUGUCUUCAUCGACCAGGAUGACGACUCCAACAGCACAGAUGGCCAGCAGGACGAUGAAGCAGUGAAGAUUGAGGCUCUGCACAAGAGGAGAAACCUGCUGGCUGCCUACUGUAAACUCAUAAUUUACUGUGUGGUCGAGAUGAAGACUGGAGCAGACAUCUUCAAACAGUACAUGAGGUAUUACAAUGACUACGGCGACAUCAUCAAAGAGACCAUGAGUAAGACCAGACAAAUCGACAAGAUCCAGUGUGCCAAGACCCUCAUCCUCAGUUUGCAGCAGCUGUUUAAUGAGAUGCUGUCAGAGCUGGGUCACGGGUUUGACCGCUCAUCGUCGGCGUUCUGUGGCAUCAAAGAGCUGGCGCGUCGCUUCUCUCUCACCUUCGGUCUGGAUCAGGUCAAAACCAGAGAUGCCAUUGCCAUGCUUCACAAAGACGGCAUAGAGUUUGCUUUCAAAGAGCCCAGUCCUCAGGGAGAAGGGGGUCCGCCUCUGAACCUGGCGUUUUUGGACAUCCUCUGUGAGUUCUCCUCCAAACUCAUGAGACAAGACAAGAGGACUGUGCACAUGUACUUGGAGCGGUUCAUGACGUUCCAGAUGGCACUGCAGCGUGAGGACUGCUGGCUGCCCCUCAUCUCGUACAGAAACUCCCUACAGGCAGGGGGCGAUGAUGACACCAUGUCCGUGAUGAGUGGCCACUCCAGCAGGGGAUCGUCGGUGCGCUCCAAGAAAACCAAGCCCCCUGUCGUCACAGCUGGACCCUCUGUCGCCAAACGGAAACUACCAGAAGAGGAGAGCAGCAGCAGUGACAUGUGGCAGCAGACCAUGCAGACUCCAGUUAUGAUGCCCUCCCCCCACCUCACCUCCACCGCCAUGAGAGACCCCAAGAGGGCGAGAGAGGACAGCUACAUGGGCGUGUACCCCAUGACACACGAGCAAACACCCCAUCACCCCCCACACCAUCAACCCACGCCCCAGCACCACCCUCCGCCCAUGGACUACAAUUCCCAGGUGACGUGGAUGCUGGCUCAGAGGCAGCAGGAGGAGGCACGGCAGCAGCAGGAACGAGCCAUGAACUACGCCAAGCUCAGGUCCAGUCUCCAGCAUGCUAUUCGUCGAGGCACUGGUCUGAUGGAGGAGGACGAGCAGCCGAUCGUGGAGGACGUGAUGAUGUCAUCGGAGGGCCGCAUGGACGACCUCAACGAAGGCAUGGACUUCGACACCAUGGACAUCGAUCUGCCUCCAUCUAAGAACCGUCGUGAGAGGUCCGAGCUCAAGCCAGAUUAUUUCGACCCCGCCUCUAUCAUGGACGAGUCGGUCCUCGGGGUGUCCAUGUUUUAAGCUAAUAUCCAGAUGAUUUUGACGCUGGAGAAGAGAGAAGAGGCGCUUUGUAUUUAAAGAGAAUUUUAGAUGCGAAGACCGAAGUGUUUUCUGUUUAAAAAUAAAAAAAAUCCUAAAAAUCGCAAAAAAAACAAAAACUAAAUCUGGCUUGUACUCCACGUGGACCAAUGACAACCCACACUCAGUGUUGCUUGCUCAGAGAGGACUUUGUUUCAAAUAUUUACUUUUUAUAAUCUUGGGUAAGCUCUUCCUGUUUGAGAAUAAUAGUGUAACAGGCCACUUCCAAAAACCUAUUUAGAAACGUGUCUGAAGAAAUAUCCAUAGCUUUUUUUUUUUCUUCCAGAUUUUUUUAAUGGGGAUGAAUUGGUGUGUUUUAACUUAAGAAACAUUUUUUGUUUUAUGUCUAACCCUUUUUACAAUUGUAGUAAGUUACCAGGUGUGAAGUAGUAAUUUAUAAACAGACUGUAGUAGCUUGCUUGUAUACUGUGUUAGCCAAGUGGAUGGAGGUCUUCAGUUUCUGUGCUCCCCUUUGCUCCUCCCAAUCUCUCUCACUUAUGUCCCGUGCUGUUGGGUCUUCGUCAAAGUCCCCCCCAAAAAACCACUGUUGGUCCGAAAACGCAAGAUCUUGAAAAUACUUCCACUUCUUAUGCUGUGAAGCUAGAGUCCUUUUCGAACAGAACUCAGUAACUGGUUUUUAACUGACCCAUUUUCUACACUUUAGUUUUGAUCAACCAACAUUUCAGACUGAACGCCAUUUUUAAAUACUAACAAGUUGAGUUGACUGCUGUAUACGGAGUGGCUGAAAGGACAUAUAAAAUGUAAUUGUGAGCCGAUUCUGCAGUUAUGUUAAUAUGGAAACCUCCACUCAAAAUCAUGUGAACUUUAAAACAUAACACUGAAAAAUGGUGGUUUAAUUGAAUUUGAAAAUGUUUAUUGGUAUAUUGCUUAGCCCUACUCUUGUACUAUAAUACGCUCAGCUUUAUUUAGAUUUUUUUUGUCUAUGUAGCCAUACUAAACAAAAUUUCUUAACAUAACAAAUCCUGAGAUCUGAUCACAUUUUUUGAUUUUUAGUUCACUUUUUUUUUUUCUCUAGACUUGAUGCCAUUGGGUCGGCAGCAUUCAUUCUUUCAAGUAUAUAUAUAUUUUAAGUGACAACAUUAAAUAAGACUGGACACUUAAAUCACCCUAAAAUGUGUACUUUAACUAUCACAGACACUGUUUUGUAGAAAUGUUACUGAGUUCUGUUUCAACUCUUUAUUUUAUUUUAUUUUUUUAAUAUUUCCCCAAUUUGGACCACUACAGAUUUGCCAACGUAUAAUUAGGAUACAUUGUUUUUUUCUCACAAGGUCCAGCAGCAUAAUGUUGAAUGGGUAUCUCUACAUUUUAAAUAAAAGUUAUAUAUGGAUCGGUGCUGCAUUUAUAUACGUGCUUUUUGUUUCUUAUGUUUUAACUUUUCAACUUCAGUCACAAAGUUUGAGAAAUGUGUAAGUAACAAAAAAAAUGAAAGCAUGUGUUGACAGCCAUGCGAAAAGGAAGAUUUUUAAAUUUGUAUUUUAAUGUUUUUUUUUCCUUUUCGGUCUUGAUAAUGUCUUCGGAUUUCUACCUUUUUUCCUACAUGUAAAUUAGUUUGGAUAUCUAAUGAAGCAACUUGUGAAAAUCAGCUUUAAACAGUUUUUUCUCCUGUCACAAAUAUGCUUAGAUCUGAAAUAUAACAUUACGAUAUUACAAGGUAGUCACUCAGACAAUACUGAAGAUUUAAAGAGUUAUUCAUUACCGCCGUGGCAGCUAGACAAGGCGUAGAUUUUGGCAUAUAAGUGUCACUCGAAUUUAUUGAACUGUUUUGUCUACUGACGUUUCUUUUGUAGUCAUUCCAUGCUUAAGCCUUAAACAUGCUCGCGGAGGUCACCUAUCGCAGUAAUCUUCCUUGUCUGAGACCCUCAUGUUUUAAGGCGGUUUGAGAAUUUGGCUUUUUUUUUAGGACAUACAUAGGUUGCGUUCAUGGCAUUUUGUCAAUUUGGUGUGAUUUCAGAUGGAGGGCAGGGGCCUGUAUAAUGCUAUGGAGAAUCUAACCAAAAUUUCACAUUUUUUGUAUAGUUUUUUGUUUGUUUGUUAGGAAUUGCGUCCACUAACUUGCCAUAUUAAGAUUGAAGUCUUUUCAACUGACAACAAUCAUGUCUGAAAAACUAAUUUUUUUUAUACGCGAACGUCAGUUGUUCUGAUAGCAAACCUUAAACCAGGUCAAAACUUCACUUUGUUUUAAUAGGCAAAUUCUCCCAUAGAUUUCUGACCUGCCCUCCACCUCAGCGGUAAACUAUGGGCAGAUUAGAAAGAUGCGACGUGACGUGAACCCAAUCUAUCAAGAGCUGGUCAGAUAUAAUGUGAUGGAACAGCUUAUAUGUGUUUGCCUAAUUAUUUUAUGUAAGUAAAAUGAAAUUCUUUUAAAGGACAAAAGUACUGUUUAUUGUUUGUUACUUACCACUACAUUGGUAUAAAUUCUUAUUAGAUCAUGUGUAUAUAUACAAAUUUUAAUUUCAUUUUUUUCCGUUUUGCCAUUUCUGUGUUUUGUUCCUGCACUCUUGCCUACACUCUAUAAGUUGAUGUCUAUUAUCCCACCCUCUUUCGGUCACUGUUUCUUCUGCUUUGUACUUGUCUGGAGACAGUAACUUUUGAAUAAAAAUCAACACAUUUCA